Phytomonas sp. Hart1 is the source of this 1360-nucleotide messenger RNA. NCBI's taxonomy places the organism in Eukaryota, Euglenozoa, Kinetoplastea, Trypanosomatida, Trypanosomatidae. The record is from the annotation of a GenBank genome assembly.
AAAAUGACGUCCGUAGUAGUAGAUAGUCAAUUUAAAACAGGGGAACAAGUUCCCAAACUCCCCAGUAAUUACCGUUUUGAAAUUGAUAAAUGCGUCAAACGGAUACUCGAUAAAAGGGCUCGACGCGUUGCGCUACAGUUCCCUGAAGGACUUUUGAUGUUUGCUGCACCCAUAGCAGAUAUUUUGGAGGAAAGAACAGGAGCUGAAAUGGUCAUCCUAGGUGACGUCACAUACGGUGCAUGCUGUGUGGAUGACUUUUCCGCUGCUGCACUUGGGUGUGACUUCUUAGUCCACUACGGCCACAGUUGUCUUAUCUCCAUCAAGGAUUGUAGUCUUCGUAACAUGAUGUACGUCUUUGUGGAGAUCGACAUAGAUGUUCAACACUUUGUGGAUACCGUGAAGGCGCUAGUGCCGCGCGAAAUGCGUGUGGUUUGUAUUGCAACCGUGCAGUUUAUUUCUUCUAUGCGAGCAGGUGUCAUGCUUCUGAAGGAGCACUUUGAACACCCGAUCAUUGUUCCUCAAUGUCGCCCCCUCUCUACAGGAGAACUACUGGGCUGUACAAGUCCGAAGGUAAAUCCAUCAGAAGUGGAUAUUGUGCUCUAUGUAGGAGACGGGCGCUUUCAUUUGGAGUCCUUCCUUAUUGCUCAUCCAACUCUCUCGGCACUACAGUAUGAUCCAUAUAAUAAAAGGCUUACCAAUGAGGGCUACGCAACCUCUGAAAUGCGUGCAUUGAGGAAGGAUGCAAUUGACAAGGCUAGGAGCGCACAGAGCUUUGCUCUUAUCAUGGGUACCUUAGGUCGACAGGGAAACCCUCGUGUAGUAGAUCGUAUAAUUGCUAUGGCUGAACGAAAAGGAAAGCACGUAACACUGCUGCUAAUGUCUGAAAUAUUCCCUAAGAAAUUAGCGCAAUUAGCAGACAUUGAUUGCUAUAUACAGGUUGCGUGCCCACGCCUCUCUAUUGAUUGGGGCUACGCCUUCGACCGCCCCUUAUUAUCCCCGUAUGAAGCAGAGGUGGCACUUGGGAAUAUUGAAUGGAGUGAGGAAGUAUAUCCCAUGGACCAUUACUCCCAAAAUGGUGGAAAAUGGGCUGUUUACACGGACAAAUCUAUUUAAACAGAUUUGUAUCUCAAACAAAGAUUAAUAUAAAAAAAACCCCGAAUAAACAAGUCUUCCAUAUAUUUAAUUAAGAUAACAUAAUGUUCUGCUUUAAACUAUUUUUCCGCCCUACAGGCUCUAUGAUUCAAUGUUUUCGAAUGUACCUGUGUGUAUAAAGAUUAGUGAACAGGUAUACGAGGGUGCAAAUCUAGUCAAUAUAUAGGAAUCUCUUGAUUUCUAAAUUAGAAAGGAGACUUCCGCAAGA